CUUCUCCCCUUACUUCUUUCUUCUUCCCCGCCCAUCUCCAGGUCUUCGAUCCUGUUUUGCCCUGUUUUUGAUCGUGAUCUAUCUUAAUCCAUCUUAUCCUUCUUGAAUAUCUUCAUCAUCUCCCUCUGGAGCUGCCCUCCAUGGCGCCCCCCAAGUAUUGUGGUAUGUCGGGACGGCCGCUGUCCUUGACAGUGUCCACCAUCGCCACCAUGGGUUUCCUGCUAUUCGGUUAUGACCAGGGUGUCAUGUCUGGUAUCAUUUCCGAUCCCGCCUUCAAUGACAUGUUCACGGCCACCAGGGGCGACAGUGUCAUGCAGGCCACCGUCACCGCCGUGUAUGAAGUUGGUUGUCUGAUUGGUGCCAUCUUUGCCCUCAUCUUUGGUGAUUGGAUGGGCCGUCGCUGGAUGGUGAUCUGCGGUGCUACUGUCAUGAUCAUUGGUGUCAUCAUUCAGGUCACUGCCAUGCCCAGACACAUUCAGCUCCUUCAGUUCAUCUUCGGUCGAGUCAUCACCGGCAUUGGAAACGGAAUGAACACCUCCACCAUUCCGACGUACCAGGCCGAAUGUUCCAAGACCAGCAACCGUGGUUUGUUGAUUUGCAUUGAGGGUGGUAUCAUCGCCAUUGGUACGGCCAUCGCCUACUGGAUCGACUUUGGCGCCCACUACGGUCCUCAGGAUCUGGUGUGGCGAUUCCCGAUCGCAUUCCAGAUCUUCUUCGGUAUCAUCAUCAUCGUCGGCAUGUUCUAUCUCCCCGAGUCGCCCCGCUGGCUCAUCGCCAACGGCAAGCCCGACGAGGGUGAGCGUGUGCUGGCUGCCCUCAGUGGUUUCGAGGUCGACGACCACCGCACUCAGCUGCAGAAGAACCUCGUUAUCGACUCUGUCAGAGCUUCCGGUGCCGAAGAAUCCAAAUUCUCCGACCUGCUCACUGGCGGUCGCUCGCAGCACUUCCGCCGCAUGAUUGUUGGCUCCUCGUCGCAGGUCUUCCAGCAACUGUCUGGCUGCAACGCUGUCAUCUACUAUCUGCCCGUCUUGCUCGAAGACUCCCUGCACAAGUCGCACGAUUUCGCGCUUCUGAUUGGUGGUGUCAACAUGAUCUGUUACGCCAUUUUCGCCACAUUCUCCUGGUUCUUCAUUGAGAAGAUCGGUCGUCGCAAGCUGUUCCUCGGUGGCUCCAUCGGUCAAUGCGUCGCCAUGAUCAUCGUCUUCGCCUGUCUCAUUCCUGGUGACGCAGAGAGUGCCAAGGGUUCCAUCUUUGGCUUCUUCCUCUACAUGUGUGUCUUUGGUGCCACCUGGCUCCCUCUCCCCUGGCUCUAUCCCGCCGAACUGUCGCCCCUCAAGACCAGAGCCAAGGCCAACGCCAUCUCGACCUGCAACAACUGGCUGUUCAACUUUACUGUCGUCAUGAUCACCCCUGUGAUGGUUGACGGUAUUGGCUGGGGUACCUACCUGUUCUUUGCGGCCUGGAACGGAGUCUUCAUCCCCAUCAUCUGGUUCUUCUACCCCGAAACCACCGGUCGCAGCUUGGAAGAGAUCGACUUGAUCUUCGCCAAGGGGUAUGUCGAGAAGAUGAGCUACGUGCGUGCCUCCCACGAGCUGCCCCGUCUCACCGACGAGGAGAUCGAGGCCAAGGCGGUCGAGUACGGUAUCCUGGACGAGGUUCACCAGGACGAGAAGACCCAGGAGCACGCCGGCGAGCACGAAAACACCUCCCAGGAGGUAUAAACCGUCCUAUAGGAUGGAUGGAUUGUCAAUUGCUAUAUUAUACCCACUCAUAUUCACCGAUUGUGAUUGCUAUGAUGUUUUAUAUACCUGUGUGUUUAUGAUUGAUGUUAUUUCCUUGCUAGACAGAUCAGAUGUUAUGCUAGAUAGAUG
Messenger RNA from Aspergillus wentii DTO 134E9, 1871 nucleotides. RefSeq lists its product as uncharacterized. Bases 141 to 1721 code for a protein of 526 amino acids. The record is from RefSeq and is a predicted model, not a curated record. The transcript is spliced from 4 exons. Gene Ontology annotation, cellular component: membrane. Lineage: Eukaryota; Fungi; Ascomycota; Eurotiomycetes; Eurotiales; Aspergillaceae. Gene Ontology annotation, biological process: transmembrane transport; carbohydrate transport. Gene Ontology annotation, molecular function: carbohydrate:proton symporter activity.